AUGUUCCAGCGCAUUCGCGGCGCCAUAGACGCCCGCAUCGCCGAAGAACAAGCCCGCCAACGAGAAGCCGCCGGCACCGCCGCCCGUCCAGCCCGUCGCCCAUCAACACGCACUGCCACAAACAACCGACAACGAAGCAACAGCAACAUACCACAAACCCGCGGACCCGACCCGAAGGAAUUCGAGUUCUCUAUUGGCGAUGAUGAUUCUACUGGUACACCGGCGUCGGGGCUGAGUCGCGCAGGGACGCCGAGGUUAGAGACUGGUAACACUACUUCGGGAUCUACGGCUGCGGAUAGUGCACAGAAUGAGGGAUCGGAACAGACUGAGGGAGGAGAGAAAAGGGAUGCCGCCGAAGAGGGCAAGGAUAAUACGGAGAAGCCGCCCGAGUUACCGAUUGAAGUGAGGUCGAAAUUGCGACGGUUGGAUAAGAUUGAGUCUAGAUACCAUGAGCUUCACAAAGCGUACAAAGCGGCGCAUGCGCGCGUGCUAUUGGUCGAAUCAUUCGAGUCCGCCCUAAGAGAAAAUACGCCUCUGACAUCGAUCGGAGACCCGAAAGCGUUGACGGAAUAUUUGAAUCAGAUGUCGCUGAAGAAUGAUAUGUUGAUGGACGAAUUGAAAAGGGUGACUUCUGACCGGGACGAUUACAAGAAGAAAUUGACCGAAGCGGAGAAGGCGACGAAAGAGGCGUUGGAUGAGGUUGCGGCCCUCAAGGAGCAGAAAAAGACGGAAGAUAUUGUGGAAGAGAAGGAUGAGAAGAAAAAACUCGACACCGAAAAGUCGGCUGAAUCAGAGGACUUUUUCUCGUUCGAUAAUGAGAUUCCGCGACUAGAGUCGGAGGUUCAGGAGAAGCAGGAACAGAUUGAGAAGCUGUCGACAGAGGUGGAUAAGCUCAAGCGCGAUUUGACUGUGGCGCGAGAGUCGACGGAGAGUAUGGUUGUUACUCUGGAAUCGACAACGAGAGAGUUGGAAGGAUUACGAGAUGCAAAGGAUAAGCACGAAUCUGAGAUUGAAGCAGUCAAGUCUGCGAAGCAAAAGGAGAUUGACGAGGUCAAGUCGAAACUUGAAGCUGCGGAAUCUGCUGUCGAAAAGGCGACUACGGAGUUAUCAGACGUCAAGCGCCAGCUCACCGAAAAGUCGGAAGAGAUUGAUCGUCUGAAGGCGGAAGGUGCGAAUGCGACUUCAAAAGCAGACACUUCGGAAUUGACAGAAAAUAUUGCUUCAGUCGAAAAAGACAAGGCGGAUAAAGAGAAGCGCAUAGGUGUUAUUGAAGGAUUGGUCGACAAGUUGAAAUCUCAGGUCAAAGAAGGCCAGGAGACUGUAUCUUCUCUCCGAACGCAGCUUGCUGUAAAGAGUUCCGAAUUGGAAGGUUUGGAGAAGAUUGUCAAGUUUGUCGAUGAUGGUCUUGAUUUCUCACCGAAGUGGAAGACGACGCGCGAAUCUGUCAUGGCAGGAAAGCCGGCCAACUUUAAUGACGUACGUGAGAUAUUGCAGGGUGAGAAGACCACCCUUGAAGGAGCUCCAACACCCGCAUCAGCCCCGACUCAGGAGACCCAAGCAAGUGCCGGCGGCAAAAAGAAGAAGAACAAAAAGAAGAAGGGCAAACAGACGGAGGAAGCUGCCAAAGAAACUGCAGAGGAACCGGCAACAGAGGCACCUUCAACGGAGACGGCAGACGUUGCUGCUUUGGAAAAGAAGAUCGAGGAUCUGACUGAACAGCUGAACGCAAAAGAAGCCGCAAUUGAACGUUUGCAUGCUAAACUAAAGGGUGAGGACGAUCUCAAAGAAGAGAUCGAGUCUCUACGAGAUGAACUACUUCAUAUCGGCCAAGAGCAUGUCGAAGCUAAAGAUCAGGUCAAAGCGUUACUGGCCGAAAAGGCAGCUUUGGAAGAAGCUCGCGCAAAGAUUGAAAAGGAGGUUGCCGAGUUGCGUACGAAUCAUGCAUCCGCUAAUGCUGAUUCUGAGAAACUACAUACCGAUCUACAGGCUGAAUUCGAGGAGUUGAAGCACAAAUCGACUACUCUAGAGAAAGACCUUUCUGCUGCUCAACAGCUAGCCGCGUCGCGAUUCAAGGAUUUGACUGAUUUGCGUAACACGAUGCAAAAGUUGUCGCCGGAAUUGAAGAAUCUGCGCGCCGAAUCUGCAGAGCUGAAAUCGACAAAAGAAGAGCUCAGCAAAAAGAUGGCCGAAUUCAAGAAGCUCGAGAACAAGCACGAAGACCUGCGUACGGAGGUCAAGUCGCUUAAGUCGAGUAUCGCUGAUCGCGAGAAUGAAGUCAAGACUCUCAAUCAGAAAAUCAGGCAGGAAACCGAUAGCCGACUCAAGGCUGAGGAGUCAUUGUCACUCGUCAAGUCUGAUUUGCGUCAGAGCGAGACGAGGAAACAACAGGCGGUUGAAACACAAGAGAGGACAUCGAAAGACUUGGCAAAAGCACAAGAAGAGUUGAAGAACAUACGAGCGAAAAUGCGAGAGGCAGAAGAAAAAUCUACCCAACUCGAUCGAGAGCUGAGCAGUCUGAGAGAAGAGAUCCAGCUCAAGACAGCCCAACACGCCAGUGCGCAAAGCCUGAUGACCAGCAUGCGGGACCAAACGUCCGAAAUGGCAAUGCAAAUGAAAGAAGCCCGCGAGCGAUGCGAGAGUCUGGAAGAAGAGCUUGCCGAGGCUCAUCGCCUGUUGACCGAAAGAAGUCGCGAAGGCGAGACCAUGCGCCGUCUUUUGAACGAAAUUGAAGGUCGCACAGAUGCCAAGAUCCGCGACUUUAAAGAACGACUCGAAGCGGCAAUUGAAGAGCGGGACAAAGCUGAAGAUGAAGCAAAUACUAUGGGCCGUCGCCGUGCUCGGGAAUUAGAGGAACUGAAAAACAAAGUCCGCGAAACGGAAAAGGCACUUAAAGUUGCCGAAAACGACAAAGAAGAGUUGGAGUAUGCGCAACGCGAUUGGAAACGAAGAAGAGACGAUUUGGAACUUCAAGCCGAGCGCUCGACGCAAGAAGUCAAGGAGGUCCGGCAAGCAAUGGUCCAAUUGCGCGAUGCACUGGACGAAAGCGAACGACAAGUACGAGAAAUGGAGAAAGAAAAGGCGGAACUACGUCGCUCGAUCGAAGAGACAAACAACCGACUGGAAAAGCUGCGCAAAGCAAACAAAGCUCUUACAGAUGAAUUCAGUCGUGCCGGAAGCCCCCAGAACGGCAACGGCACUACCACUACCGCUGGCGCCGGGAAAAGGCCAUCAACAAUGGAGUCGGGCAUCACCUCGUCCCGCUCGUCAAUCGACUCGAGCCGCCGAGGUACUCCACUCCUCCCCGGCUCGCGCGAACGAAACCCGUCCGUCGCACGCAGCGAGACACCCACCGAGCGCAGCCAAGGCGGCGGUUCUAUUGACUAUAUAUACCUGAAAAACGUCCUGUUGCAAUUCCUCGAGCAAAAGGACAAGACUCAUCAGAAGCAGCUCAUUCCGGUUUUGGCGAUGCUGUUACAUUUUGACCGGAAUGAUGAGCAGCGAUGGAUGUCUGCUGUGAUGUCUCGGUAG
This is a messenger RNA of Talaromyces amestolkiae, 3528 nucleotides long. RefSeq lists its product as uncharacterized. Gene Ontology annotation, cellular component: Golgi apparatus. Lineage: Eukaryota; Fungi; Ascomycota; Eurotiomycetes; Eurotiales; Trichocomaceae. The record is from RefSeq and is a predicted model, not a curated record. The transcript has 4 exons. The coding region runs from base 1 to 3528 and encodes 1175 amino acids.